This is a messenger RNA of Vicugna pacos (alpaca), 3326 nucleotides long. Its product is annotated as RNA polymerase-associated protein LEO1-like. The record is from RefSeq and is a predicted model, not a curated record. Gene Ontology annotation, biological process: positive regulation of transcription elongation by RNA polymerase II; transcription elongation by RNA polymerase II. Gene Ontology annotation, cellular component: Cdc73/Paf1 complex; nucleus. Gene Ontology annotation, molecular function: RNA polymerase II C-terminal domain phosphoserine binding. NCBI's taxonomy places the organism in Eukaryota, Metazoa, Chordata, Mammalia, Artiodactyla, Camelidae.
GCCCCACAAAGAAGCUUCCUGGCCAGGACAAGGUCAGGUGAGUGAGGCGUCCUUCUCAGGCACAGAGUUUUGAAAAAGAGCACAAAGAAAGCCUCCAUAAUUGUAUUCGUUUGCAAGGGCUGCUGUAACAGUACCACAAACUGCGUGGCUUAAAACCAUAGAAAUGUACUCCAUACAGUUUGGAGCCUGGAUCAGGUGUCACCUUCUUUGCGUGUCUUAGCUUCUGUGGCUCCCAGUGAUCCUUGGUUUAUGGCAGCAUAACUCUAAUCUCUGCCUCUGUCUUAACGUGGAUCGUUUCCCUGUGUGUCUGCUCUGUGCCUCAGUGUGUCUCCAGAUCUCCCUCUUUUUAUAAGGACACCAAUCAAUGGGUUUAGGGCCAGCCACAAUCAGUGUGACCUCAUCUUAACUAAUUACAUCUGCAAAGGCUGGGUUCCCAAGGUGAGCACCCCAAGAGAGCAGACCGAGUGAGAGCUGUACUGCCCAUUUUUGGUAUUACCUUUUAUGACUAGUAUUGGAAAUCACAUCAGAAUCUAACACAUUCUGUUCAUUAGAAGUGAGUCACUAAUGUGAGCCCAUAUUCAAAGGGAGGGAAAUUCUGACUCCUUGAUGGUAGCAAUGGCAAAGAAUUAGGUAUGUUUUAAAUCCAUAUUUAAGAUAAAUAUUUUUCUUUUCUAUGGUGGUGGUCUACACACACUAAUCUUUCCCUUAUGAACGGACUCGAUCUAGUGCUGUUAAUACAAUCUAGCAGUUGUGGCCGUGGGAGGCUUUCCCUGAAGCCUGGUUAUAAAGAAAAGUGACAUGGAAAGAGACGGUCCUAAGUCACCACUGUGUCACAUUCCUAAGAAGCCUUCCGUCCCUUGCUAUUUUUCGGCUUACUAAGUUGAAACUCCUAUGCCUGGCUUUCAUUUGUUUGUUUUAUGAGGGGGAGGUAAUUAGGUUUAUUUAUUUCUAUUUGGAGGAGGUACUGGGGAUUGAACCCAGGACCUUGUGCAUCCCAAACGUGUGCUCUACCACUUGAGCUAUACCCUCUCCCUAUGUCUGGCUUUUAAGAGCCGUCAUUCUGACUCUGUCCCUUCUAAGGCAACAUUGUAUUGUUUUGUUUUGUUUUGUUUUAUUGUAUUUCAUUUCAUUUUUUAUUUUAUUUAUUUUCUUCCUUCCUUCCUUCCUUUCUUCCUUUCACUUGUGUCAGUGACUAAGCUCUUGUCUCUCAUCUCCAUACCAGCCCUCCAUACCAGGCUGCCAGGCUGAGAGAUAAAGGGCAAGACUCUGCAACCUUAUUUCAGCUUUGCCAGGUGCUGCCUGUUAGGGGCGCUAGAGAAGGAAGACUGGAAACCUGGAUAACAGCAGAGAUUGCUCCUUCCUGUUUGUUUGUGGAACUUUCUAGGGGCUUCCUGUUUACUUGCAGUUUUUCUCAGGGGGCCCACCAACACUUCACCCCAGCAGAGGCAGUUUCUUCCUGCAGCAGCUCAGUCCAGUGUGCAGCUUUACCAAGACUUGAAGAGCCUGAGAGACAUCAGAACUAACUGGACACUUCUCCUCAGAUUAUAGUGGGACCAUGGACCUGUUCGGAGACAUAGAUGACAUUUCUUCUGAGAGUGAUGGGGACAAUCAACCACCUAUUCCAGGACAGCCUGUUGAUGGACGUGGAGUGCCGCAGGACCAGCAGGAGGAAGAGCCGAUUUCUGAAACCAAAAUAGAAGUAGAAAUUCCCAGUAUCUACUCUGAUUUAGGAAAUGUAUUGUACUUUGUUAAACUACCCAGAUUUCUCAGCAUAGAACCCAAGCCUUUUGAUCCUCAGUAUUAUGAAGAUGAAUUUGAAGAUGAGAAAAUGCUUGACGAGGAAGAUAGAACCAGGAUAAAAUUAAAGGUGGAAAAUACUUUACGAUGGAGGAUACGCCGGGACAAAGAAGGAAAUAAAAUUAAAGAAAGCAAUGCUCGGAUAGUCAAGUGGUCAGAUGGGAGCCUGUCCCUGCACUUAGGCAGUGAGGUGUUUGAUGUCUACAAAGCCCCGCUGCUGGGCAAUUACAACCACCUGUUCAUUCGCGAAGACACGGGUCUGCGGGGACAAGCCGUCUUCAAAUCCAAACUCACCUUUAGACCUCACUCUACAGACUAUGCCACGCAUAAAAAGAUGACCCUGCCACUUGCUAAUAGAUGCUCGGGGAUACAGAAGAUUAGAAUCUUACCAAUGGCUGGUCGUGAUCCUGAAUGCCAACGCAUAGAGAUGAUUAAGAAAGAAGAAGAACGUUUGAGGGCUUCUGCUCACCAGGAGACAAUGUAUUUGCGGGAGAAGCAGAACCAGCAGGGGCCGAGCCCCGCCUGCCAGGACCACAGCAGUGAUGAGAGGGAGGAGGAGGUUGAGAUGCCAUCAGAAACCAUUCCCGAGGGGCGUGCCAAGCAGGUGAACCCUCCAGAAAGAGGAAAGCAGGGCAUGAAGAGGAAGAGGAUGACUGAAGCAUAAAACGUGCACUCACUGUAAAUAUGGUAAAGACAGUGACGAAAUGUUUUGAUUCAAAUGAGGACUUGAGUUGCUUUUGCAUAAUCCUAGUUGUAAUUAAAAAAAAUAUUCAUAAGUAAGUUUGUGAUUUUAGAAAAUCCACUUUUCUCAAAUAGAAGCUUAUUUUGAUGACUGUUUGCUCUGGGUCUUGGGUGUCGUGCAUCCUUGCUGCUCUGCCUCACCCCGUCCCCCUGGCCCAGCCCAGAGAUGGGUUAAGUUCAGCUCGGGCAUCACCUUCUCCAGUGUCCUCCCUGGCCUGCCCAGCAGGGUUCGGGGCCCUGCGUGCUGCGUUGGCAGGACACUAACUUGCCACUGACCCCGCCGCCCUGUUACCUUGUCAGCGCAGGACAGCACGGGAGGGCUCACUGGAGACUCAGGGCUUUGCCAAGUGCUGUACAGGCCUUACCAAGUCUAAUCCUCAGAACAACUCGACGGGUGGGUGCCCGUUCUCAUUUUACAGAUGUAAACUUCAAGGGGAAUUUCUUUAUUCCUCAAGUUUCAGAAAUGAAUUAUCUAAUGUUUACCCCUAAAAGUUUCCUCAAGCCCAUUACACAUUUCACUGACUUUCUCUUUUGGCUGAUGGAUACAGGUGACUGAUAAGAGACGCCUUUGUUUUACUGCAAAAAUAACCUCUAUUAGCAGGAUUGGCUCCCACCGGGUCCAGGCUGCACUGUAUCCUAGGACCCCGUUUUCUUCACAUUCGUCAACUCAAUUCAGUUUUACGGACAGACCAGACCAAGUACUGAUGGUAUGAUAUUGAACCAUAUGAACUUACUGCUUUUGUGGGUAUAAAUGGUCAAGUACUGACUAUUUUAUAUGGUUUAACUUA